AUGCAUGCUCCAUCCAUCAACAUUCUGCUCGCUGUGGGCCUUCUCUUCUCUACCCCAUUCACAUCGGCUCUUGCUAUUCCCUCCAUUGAUAAAAAGUCUAUCGCUGGUGCAGGCAUAAAAUCCAUCGAGACUCGCGAAAUUCCUGGUCUCAUCAAUCGCCAUCACACUGAGGCCCAGAUCGCCGCCAAGGAGGCAAAGGCAAAAGGAAAGGGACAGCGCGAUGUUUUGGAGAGAGAAGCACAUCACACCGAAGCACAGAUUGCCUCCAAGGAAGCCAAGGCCGGGAAGAAGAAUGGACGCGACGUUGAAAGUAGACACCACACCGAAGCACAAAUCGCAGCAAAAAAGACAAAAGCUUCCAAAAGUCAACGUGAUGUAGAAGAAAGGGAACCUCACCACACUGAAGCCCAAAUUGCUGCUAAGAAGGCCAAAGCUUCUAAGAAUCAACGCGACUCUACCAUCGAGGAGCGCGAGCCUCACCAUACUGAGGCGCAGAUUGCUGCUGAGGAAGCCAAAGCUGGUAAAUUCAAGGGACAAUAG
This is a messenger RNA of Botrytis porri, 540 nucleotides long. RefSeq lists its product as uncharacterized. Bases 1 to 540 code for a protein of 179 amino acids. The record is from RefSeq and is a predicted model, not a curated record. Lineage: Eukaryota; Fungi; Ascomycota; Leotiomycetes; Helotiales; Sclerotiniaceae. The transcript has 2 exons.